AUGCUUGGCUCGGAAGGCUUUUGGAAGCGCUGGCUUACCCUGCAGACAUCUGGAACAAUCCGCCCAGCUUUUCCGAAAAAUGCAACACCUGACAGAGAGUCUUUUUCUGACCCAGCCCCAAUCGCUUACAGUGCUACCAUCCCAGUACGUCUUAACAUUAAUACUGACGGUUACAGCACUAAGAAAGAAGUUGAUAUAGAAAAUUCUCAAGCUAAACAGAGAGACACCAUCUGCACACUUGAAAAAGUAGUCUACACAACUAAAUCCAAACCAAUCCCCGCCUGCGGUCACUGUUUGUCCGCUUAUCUAUCAGAAGUAAGAAACGACAUCUCUAUUUCCCUCCCUGUAGAUAUCGAAUGCCUACCCUGAAUACUUGCACGCUUCCAUAGUCUCAUUAUCUUUAAG
Messenger RNA from Amoebophrya sp. A25, 405 nucleotides. The record is from the annotation of a GenBank genome assembly. Lineage: Eukaryota; Dinophyceae; Syndiniales; Amoebophryaceae.